UGAAUACUAAGUGUCAAUUCGUCGACAUUAGUGAUUCAUAUAAGCGUGGCUGGUUAUCAGAACUAUAGUUACCGUGAACGGCAAAGCAAUCCAAACUUUAAAGGAAUAAAAAAGGAAUCGUAUACCCCUCUCUGUCUAUUUAACGCAUGUAAACGAAUGCAACUAUGGGCACCGAACCAAACUAGUUUGGCGCCGGCUUGCGCGGGAGUGCUCGUUGGUACAUAUUCCUGCAAUACUGCUCGAAAUAAAAAACAACACAUGACUUUCCAAUAGUCCUUUAUAUAAAGCACAUUUAAAAAAAAUUUAAGCAUAAAUUUAAAAAAAAUAAAAAUAUCUUUUCAAUGAAUAAAUUUAAAUAAAAAAGAAAUAAAAAAAAUACAUUUUUAAAUUCGAAAAUAUUGGCAUAGACAAUAAAGUAGGAAAUUUACUGAAUUUUUUAUUCUUUUUUUUUUUUGAAUAAGUUUCAUCGCGUUUGGAGGAGAAGGAACAAUAAUCAAGGUGGCAUUAUGCGCGAGAGCUUGCGCCGGCUGGCUUCAGACGAGGGCAUCAGGGAGCGGCGGGCAGGCGGAGACACGCGCCGCGUCCGUGUCGAGCUCAUGGACGGAGACCACAUCACCGUCGAAGUUCAUCGUAAGGCGCGAGGGGCCGAUCUGCUGGAUAAAGUGUGCGACAGUUUGGACAUUGUCGAGAAGGACUACUUCGGCCUCCUGUACUUGCUGAGGGGUGACCCGCGCGUCUGGGUCGACCUUGGCAGGCGACUCUCGAAAACUUUCAGGAAUGAGCCCUGGGACGUGCGGUUUGCGGUUAAAUUUUACCCCCCGGAGCCGUCAGAACUUCAGGACGAUAUGACCAGAAACCAACUGGUGCUUGCCGUCCGUCGAGACUUGGUUGAAGGUCGACUGAACUGUUCCAGUAUUACCUACGCACUACUGGCUUCGUACAGACUCCAAGCGGAGUUGGGAGACUACGAGCCGGGGAGGGUGUCACCGGCACUGCUCGCUGAAAGUGGACCCAUACCUCUCAGGGUCUUCACACCGGACAUGGAGGAGAGAGUUGAAGAACUGUACAAGAAACACAGAGGUCAAACCCCGGCGGAGGCAGAGUCGAACUAUUUGGAGAGCGUCAAGAGAUUGCCUUUAUAUGGUGCUGAACUGCAUUGUGCCCGGGACAGUUCCGAGGUGGACAUAGUGCUAGCUGUGUCGGCUCCAGGAGUUGCUGUCCAUAGAGAUGGACAGAUAAUGAACCGAUUUCCCUGGACGAAAAUAACCAAGAUAAGCUACAACAAACGGACAUACACGCUCCGGCUGAGAGCUGGAGAGUUCGACGAUUACGAGACCCACCUUAUAUUUCGGUUGACUUCCACCACAGCUGCCAAGAAACUCUGGCGGUGCAGUGUUGAACACCACAUGUUCUUCAGACGUGAAGCGCCGGUGGUGGUGGAGCGCGUGGCCGGGUUCCCGCGGCUGGGCUCGCGCCGCGUGUCGUGCCGCCGCACGCUGCGCCAGCUGCGGGCCUCGGCGCCUGCGCACGCGCCGCCGCUUGUCGCCUGACCGCUACGUACCGCUGUACCGUACCGCUACACCGUACCGCACGUCGAUGUAUCGUACGAUAUUAUCCAAUACGAUAAUAAUAAAUUACCUUUUGUUAUUAAAAAUAAUAUAUUUUACGUCUUUAUUAAAAUAAUUUAGCAAUAACAUUGUCCGAAGUGGUGAUGCUAAUAAUGUUGUAAAUAGCAGGAUGCGAUAAUAAAACAUACAUUGGUUACACAGCUCACACUCUGGGUUUAGACGGUAGUCCUACACGGACGCGUGCAACAGGUUGCAGCUGAAAAUCAGUGCUUUGCUUUUAAGCAAAACUAUCACUGAGCUGUAGCCUAUUUGGGUCACUGUGACACACAUGGUGAAAACAUAUCUCCAUACUUCAUCUUUUGUUUUAUAUUUGAAAAAAUGUAAAUAAUCAGAUUGUAUAAACUUAUUUGUUAAUUUACGUGUGUCAUAAAUGGCUCAAAUAAAGUGUUUACCUAUCUAUCUAUCUAUCUAUAUGUAUUUGAGAUAUAAAAUAAUGUUUAGUGAAAAAAAUACGAGACAUGUCUUAUAGAAAUCUGACAUAGAACAAACUUAAAAAUUAUACAUUGUUCUAAAAAACCUCAGUGUCAACAGCCAGUAUUAAAACUUCAACAAAUGAUGACCAGUAUUAUGUUUUAUGUGUACAGUAAUUAAUUAUGAAUAUAAAUAAUAAACAGACAUUUUUUUUUUUUAAUGAAUGAUAAUGGCAUGGUAACCCCGCCUGCGCGAACGGUAUACGCUGUCGGGGCACCAGUGACAGAUGAGGAUAAAAAAGCAGGUCAGUUAGCUCAUCGCGAGGAAUACACUUGGAAUUCAGCACGAUGGUUUCCAGGGGGACCACGGGGAGGUCAACCUGUUAGGCUAUAUUGUCAGCAAUGAGACUGAUAAUUCGCAUUACUAACAAUCCCUUCUCCCCAAUAAACAGACAUUAAUCACGUCAAUUAUACACAUUUUAUUGCACAAUAAAGAAUAACACUUCCCUAUGGUCAACUGGGAGAGCACGCUUUUAGCAUUAAGUCCGCCUUGUACACAUAUAUGUACUAAUGAAUAAAUAAAAUAAAAAUAUAAAAAACAAAACAACUGGAAAAUAAACUGCAAAACUUAAAACAAAGGAUUCCAUAGAAGGAAUGAUAAAAUAAAAACUGUAAAUCAUAUGGUUGUCUCCUUUCUUCUUGUGCAAAUAUAAUUUGUAAAAAGAAGACGAAAGAUACACCAUCAGUUGCUAUUUUUCUCAAUUCAUAGCAGGCUAGUGUAUAGAAAAUGUUUGAUAUGUCAGUUAUUUGUCAAUGACAAAUUUUACAUUACUAUAUUAUAUAUUCGACACAGUUUAUGUAGAAAGUAUGCAAGCAGGUUGUAUUUGAAUCUGGUAGGGUUAUACGGCCGUAUAACAUUUUCUUUACACUAGCCUGAUAUGAAUUGUCAAUUUUAUCACUCCCUCUAUGUAAUUCCUUGUUCUUAGCUGCAACAUAACAUACAUAGAAUAUAUAUGUGUUUAUAAUUUAAGUGUAUUUUUAUUUUGUAUACAACAGAGUUAAUUUAUUGUUUCUUCCAUAAGAUUACAAUAGUAAACUUAUUAUAAAUAUAAACAAUUACAAGAAAUAAUCACAGUGAGGAAACAAUGGGCGGCCUUAUCGCUAAAAGCGAUCUCUUUCAGUCAAACUUUGGAUGGAGAGGAGUAAUUAUAAACAAUUUGGUGGGAGGCACGAUGGAAAUUGUCAUUUUUAAAUUUACAUAUAUAUUUUAUAUUAUAGUACAGUCAAAUAUAUUUUCCGGUCAAACUGAUUUCAACUGAUAAUUGGUAUAAAAUAAUUAGGUAACAUUAGAUUAAUUAUAUCUUAAAGCAAUCAACUUAGGCAUACUUCAUUGACUUUAUUUAAUUUUUAAGCUAUUAGAAACGAGACGGACCUUAGACGACUUUAGUACCAAUUUAGAUAUUUUCGGAAUCGAUAUUAAAAUAGUAAUUUAAAAUUUUCAGUAUACACAAAAGUAUUUUCCCAUUUUUGAACUUACUAUGUUUUUUUUUUAUAAACUAACCUAUUGUUUUAGAUUAUAUACAUAGAGGAUCAAGUAUUAAAAAACAGGCCAAUAGAGGCCGAAUUUUUUUACAUUUUUUAUUUUUAAUUUACGAACACAGAUACAGAAUUCGAAUUUUUGGCAGCGACAUGCCAAAUGUCAAAUAGGCUGACACAUGUUUUUUUUUUUAAUCAAAACAAAAGAACUAUUUUCAGUGUUGUAAGUGUUGUAUAAAAUAAAAUUAGAUUUCAAAAUUUCCCAGAUCAGAACGAUUCUUAAAUUAGAAUUAAAAAUAAUUUUUUUAAAUUAUUGUCAUCACGUCUAUUGAUCUUAUUAGAACCCCUCAUAAUUUUAAGUUACAUUUUUAAUAUAUUAGUAAGAUUAUGUUACUUCUAAGAAGAGUCAUACAUUUUUGUUUUAUGUUGUUCACUUGACUAUUAUUUUAAUUAAUUUUAUAUUACAGUAAUAUAAAUUAGAUGUGAAUACACUGAAUUAGUUAUAAUUUAUAAGAUAAAUGUCUGAAAAAAAUCACGUACGUGCCAUUUUAAAUGAGAAAUUAAA
Molecule: messenger RNA, 4139 nt
Organism: Galleria mellonella (greater wax moth)
Lineage: Eukaryota; Metazoa; Arthropoda; Insecta; Lepidoptera; Pyralidae
Product: band 4.1-like protein 3
Exons: 8
Coding region: 507-1550 (347 amino acids)
Cellular component (GO): plasma membrane; cytoskeleton
Molecular function (GO): cytoskeletal protein binding
Source: RefSeq, a predicted model, not a curated record